AAACCAUUGGCAUGUAUGAGGGUGUUAGAGAAGCCAAGCUUCUGUUUUCUCAUCUAGUACAAAGGAAUCCUUCCUACCCUCCCCAGGAAGAUGUUGAUACCUGAAACACCAAGGGCAGUUCUGUGCCAAGCCACAAGAAGAAUGAAAGCCCAGGACUUCCCCUGGGGCACCAGCUUCCAUUUGAAUUUGAGGCAGUAAAAUCUUCCCAACAGUUAUAGUUUGAGAACUUCCUGCUGGUUCACAUUUCAAACAGAGCUCACACUUAAUCCCCAACCUGGCACCAGAGCUCACAUUGAACAGGUGGACUGCAGGAGACCCAGGGACAAGGCACUUUCCGGAGAGCUGGACCAGCUUCCAGUGAGAACAGACGGCCAUAAUGGAAACCAAAUCUCCAAAGAGUCCAGGCAAGCAACUUACAUUUUAUUAUGAAAAUGAAGUCUAUAAACAAGAUUACUUUAUUAAGUCACCACCUCCUCAGCUUUUCUCCUCCGCAACCUCUUGGAAAAAGCGUUUUUGUGUCCUGUCAAAGAAUGGGGAAAAGGGUCUUACUCUUUCCUAUUACAAAGACCAUCACCAACGAGGUUCCCUCGAAAUUGAUCGAAAUGCCAGCGUCAACGUGGGUAUAAAUAGCCAGGAAAAGCUUCAAUCUGUGCAGAAGAUGUUUAAAUGCCACCCGGAUGAGGUGAUGUCCAUCAGAACCACUAACAGAGAUUACUUCCUCAUCAGCCACGACAGGGAGAAGAUUAGAGACUGGGUCUCUUUCAUAUCAUCGUUUUGCCAUGGUGUACAAGCAGCUCACCAGAACACCCAGCAGGAGGGACCCUCACUGGGUGAUACAAGGCCGGCUUCCUACCCCAGCCCUGUCUUUGGUCCUUCCAGUGUGAUGGAGGCUGUGAGCCCCACCUCGCCACGAAACAGCCUUCCAGACAUGUAUUUAAUGGAAAAAAGUUCUCCAGGAUUCAAGCAGGCUCAUCUUCCGCGUGAUUUCUUGUCAAAGACCACUCAAGACACACAAGAAGAAAGUUAUUAUCUUAGUCCUCGAAGUGUUCUUUUAGAGUUGAAUAAUGUUAUUGAUUCCAAUGAUUCUGGUGAAUCCAUUGGACCUGGUAGUGAAGACCAGGUCCCCAAGACAACUGAAUGCCAUUACAUGUCAAUGAAAUCCUGUUUUUUCAAGGCUACACUCAAUGCAUCUGCUGGCUGCCCAGAGGAGGCCCAGACCUUUCCAGAGCCCCAGGAUGGAGGCCCCCAACUGCAGGAACCAGAUUCAGGAAGUGAUCUGUGUCUUUCACCUGCCAAUCCAGAAACACAGGCCACGGAUGAUAAGAAGGGAUCGGCCUCACUGACUGUUGUGAAAUUGUCUAUAUUACUCAACAACAUCCCUGAUGAGAGCCACUUGGAGACGCUCGACAUGUUCCUUUCUCCGCCAGAUGUCAUAAACUAUCUUGCUCUUGUCGAAGCGGCCGGACGGAUAUGUGUGGCCAGGUGGGAAGGCCCCCCACAUUUGGGAUGCUUAUUUUGCCAUGGAGAUCAUGUCUUGGCCGUGAAUGACCUGAAACCCCAAAGCCUGGAGGAGGUCUCCUUGUUUCUUACCCGAUCCAUACAGAAAGAGAAAAUAAAGCUGUCCAUCGGGCGGAUCCCAAAUUCAGAGAAAUUCCAUGCUGAGGCCUGUACAUGCCUCUUAAAACACCAACGAGUGGCACUGAUCCAACAGGAGAAGUCUGGACUGCAGAGGGCACCAAAGAGGAGCCCAGCCAUUAAAAAGGGCCAGCAGAAAGGGACUGGGGAGUAGCUGGCCACCACCUCACUGCAGCAGAGGAUAGAGCCCUGGACUGUGCCAGGCGUGGCCACUCAGGCCAGUGAUAUGAGACACGCCAGCACACCUCUCUCAACUGCUGCACCUGCACCUUACCUGGGGGAUAACUGUCCCUGCUCUGACUAUGGCAUCAGGGGUGUUGAGAGGGUCAAGUGGGAUAAUGACUAGGGAACACAGUGAAAAUGGAAGGCCUUGUUAUCUGAGACUCUGUCCCAAAUACUGCAAACACAGACUGGGUAAGUCCCUCAUCUUAUUAGUACACACCGUGUUCUGUGAGGUCAUUGUCACACAAUUGCCUCUUUGUUCAGGAACAUCCAUUUGGAACUACUCAUUCCAGGAAGGCAAGAUUCCCCGGAGACAUGCGAGACCCUUGCAGCCUUCCCAAACACCUCCUGUGACUCAUCAGCCCCAGAGUCCAGAAUGUGGACCGGGUGGCCACUUGGAUUCAAUGCAUCUCUUGUUUGCUUAAAGACGCAGCCACGAUUUUAGAAGUCAAAGCAGUUUUAGGUUCUGUCCAAGAGUGCCCUACUUGCUAUGCAAGUAAAAGGAGAACGACUUAGCGCUUCUAAUUUGAAAGCUCUUAGCUAAUUGGUGCAGUAACAAAUUGAUCCUGGGAGGCCAAAAGAAUCAAAUGCUUUUUCAUAAACAGAAAAGCCGAGGGAGAGCGCUGAAGCACUAAUCAAAUCGGGGAACAUUAGAGCAAAAGGGGCUUCAGAAAGUGAAUCUUACCAGGCUGUCAUUGCACGUGGAAGAAAUGAAGGCCCCAUUCCGUGGGUGGUGUGCCUUCUCCACAGUUCUGAGGCUCACAGCUGCUUAGUGGCAGAACCAGCAAUCUACAGCCAGCUCUGGAAAACAAAUAUCCUAACUUAACCUUUGAUUUGGAUAAGAUUAGAAAAGACCUUCAGGGCUUAGAAGACACAUUCAAAUAUGUUUCACUUUCUGAUGUCCUGCUUGUCCAGAAAGUAAAAAUGUUCUCAUUUACAUGGCCUAUUUGACAACUGCUUCUACUCCUAAAAAGGUAUCCUAUGAAAUGCACACACAAAGAUAUCAGUAAAAACCAGAAAGUUUAUUGUCACAUUGUAAUAUUGCUUGUGGUAAUAAAAAAUCAUUUGGAGAUUGCUUAGUUAUGAUUUCAUAUAACCGAACAUAGAAGAUGUUUAAAAGCUCAGCAUAGACAAUUAUGAAAAAUAUGCACAAACUAUUAAGAAUCAAAGAAGCAAGUUGUAGCCAGGUGUGGUGGUGCACACUGGUAAUCACAGUGAUUCAGGAGGCUGAGGAAGGAGGGUGGCAAGUUCAAGGCCAGCCUCAGCAACUUAAUGAGGCCCUAAGCAACAUAGCAAGGCCCUGUCUCGAAAUGAAAAAUUAAAAAGGCUGGGGAUGUAGCUCAGUGGUAGAGCACUUGCCUAGCAUGUGUGAGGCCCCCAAGUGCAAUCCUCAAACUGAGGGUGGCGUUGGGGGAUAAGGCAAGUUGCAGUUUGAUAGAUAAAACAUCCCAAUUUAGUAGUAAUGUUGUGUUUGUAUAGCUAUGGAUCUAAAAACUCCCCAGCCCUCGUUAGGAGAGGGCCACCUCCCUCCCUCCUUGAGAGGUUGUGGGGUUGACAUUAGGCAGGUGGCCUCCUUGUGAACACCCUCUCAGGUGCUGUGCUGCUGUCUCUCAGCCCUGCUUUUUGUUUUUGUUUUUUACAUUCAGUAUAAUGCCCGUUAGAUUGUCAGUAAGAAUUACUUCUGAGAAGCAUGAUCAGGUAGACCCUGGGGCAAGAGAUGUAUCUAUGUUUGAAUUUGUUUGUUUUCUCUUUUCCAUAGCAUAUAUUGCUUUUGUAAUAAAAAAAAAUUAGUAUGAGAAAUAAA
Messenger RNA from Marmota monax (woodchuck), 3661 nucleotides. It is a transcript of the gene Plekhs1, whose product is annotated as pleckstrin homology domain containing S1. The record is from RefSeq and is a predicted model, not a curated record. NCBI's taxonomy places the organism in Eukaryota, Metazoa, Chordata, Mammalia, Rodentia, Sciuridae. The transcript is spliced from 14 exons. Bases 377 to 1789 code for a protein of 470 amino acids.